Messenger RNA from Protopolystoma xenopodis, 369 nucleotides. NCBI's taxonomy places the organism in Eukaryota, Metazoa, Platyhelminthes, Monogenea, Polystomatidea, Polystomatidae. The record is from the annotation of a GenBank genome assembly.
AUGAGUGCAUGCCCCCUUGACUCUCACAUCCGUUUCGGAGGUGAACUUGUGCUCUUCCCUUUGCUGACUUCUGACACUCCGUCGACGACAAAUCGGCGUCCUGGGCCUGAGUCCAACCGGGACAAGGCAGAUGAGUCGAGAGGGUACGGAGCAGCAACCACACACUCAAAAGAGGCCUACUUCCUGAAGAUCGUGUUGACGGAGAGACAAAAGACUCGUCUUUCCUUCACAUGGGUUUUGGCUAACAACGGCAAAAAUCGUGUCUUCCUGAGGCGGAAGAUUUGUCACAAGAACCCCGUUCUUGCGAGAAUCACGAGGCUCCAUUGGGUUAUGCUAUUUAAACCCUACCAGUUGCCCCAUGUCAGAUAA